This is a messenger RNA of Phragmites australis (common reed), 1020 nucleotides long. RefSeq names its product proline-rich protein 4-like. The record is from RefSeq and is a predicted model, not a curated record. Lineage: Eukaryota; Viridiplantae; Streptophyta; Magnoliopsida; Poales; Poaceae. The transcript is spliced from 2 exons. Bases 10 to 738 code for a protein of 242 amino acids.
GCUCUGCCCAUGGAGCUGCCGAGCUAUGUGAUCAAUGCAGUCUCGCCUAUAAAAAGCCAUGGCAACUGCUUCUGGGCAUCCAGCUAUCUCAGCGCCAUGGCGGGAAGGAUGUACCUCGGCGUCUGCACCGUUCUGAUGGCGAUCGCUGUGGUGAAAGCUGCCUCCGGCGAGUCGGCGUCGGUCGUGGUCGGCCUGGCCAAGUGCGCCGACAGCACGAGGAAGAACAUGAAGAAUGAGGCGGCUUUCAAGGGACUUCAGGUGGCAAUCAAGUGCAAGAACAACAACGGCGAGUACGAGAGCAAGGCUGUCGGCGAGGUCCAAAGCUCCGGCACCUUCUCCGUGCCCCUCGCCGCCGAUCUCCACAGUUCUGACUGCUUCGCGCAGCUCCACAGCACCGGGAAUGUGCCGUGCCCCGGGCAGGAACCGUCCAAGAUCGUGGCAAUGUCGGGCGGCACCUUCGUCGCCAUCCCUGGCAAGACGCUUUACCCAUCGGCAGAGUGCGCCUCGGCGACCAUCUGCGGCUUCAAGAAGGACUUCUUUGACCACUUUCACAAGAUACCCGUGCCGGAGCACCAGCCUGCGCCGGAGUACCACCCCGUGCCUGAGCACAAACCGGCGCCGGAGUACCACCCUCCCACACCGGAGUACCACCCCCCGACGCCGGAAUACCACUCUCCCACGCCGGUGUACGGGCAUCCCACGCCGACUCCGAUCUACCAUCCUCCGGUCCAGCACUGAAUAAGUUAUAUUCCAUGAGAGGUUAUCAGAUAGUUCGCUAUGCGUACACCACAUCUGGAAAACAUGAACAACAUAUGAAGUCAAGCCGCGUUGCUGAUUAUUUUGUUAUCUAUUAUUACUAGUGCAUGGAGAAUAAAUGUUGUGAGAAUUAGUUGUGAGGUUGGGCUGGGUGAUUUGUUUAGCUUUGAUAAAAGUGGAUUGUGUGUUUUUCUGUUUAUCCUCGGCAAUGUAAACUGCAUGUUUUCCUCCGUGAGCGAUUUAUAUAUUAUGCUAUGUUUGACA